ACUCCAUACUAUUCAGCUCUUGAGAAGUCACUUACCUUGUGCAUUUUCAACCAGGAUGCUCCGAAAUAUCCUUCUUGCUUCUUUCCUCAUAGGCUCAGCCUGUGCCAUGCACCUGGAAUACCUGAAAGUUGACUCUGACGAACUCCUUGAUGGGAAUUUGAGUGAGGAUUUGCCAAUGACUAAAGAACAGAUCCCUGUUGUGUGUUGGGCUUGUAAGUGGGUCAUGAAGAAAGUGAAGAAACAUCUUGGUAAUCAUGAAAAAGCUGAAAGUAUUAGAGCAAAGUUGAAAAAUGUCUGUGACAAAAUCGGUCUUGCGAAAACUGCCUGUAAGAAAAUGAUCGAUAAAAACAUGGAUAUUCUGGUGGAUGAACUUUCUUCUGGUGAUGAUCCAGCAACAAUUUGUGUUAAUGCUGGUCUUUGCAAGGCGGUAGGCAUGCUGGAAUUGAUUCAAGCUUUGCCACAAGUCUACCAGGAGAUCUGAAGGAGCAUAUUUGAAAUAUAAAUGUUUGCAAUCCAUUCCUUGUUAAUAAAAUAUUUGAAAACAAUAA
Molecule: messenger RNA, 548 nt
Organism: Clarias gariepinus (North African catfish)
Lineage: Eukaryota; Metazoa; Chordata; Actinopteri; Siluriformes; Clariidae
Product: antimicrobial peptide NK-lysin-like
Exons: 5
Coding region: 56-481 (141 amino acids)
Biological process (GO): defense response to bacterium; lipid metabolic process
Source: RefSeq, a predicted model, not a curated record